AUUUUUUAAAAUGUCUGCCCCUUCAUUCGUGGUCUGUUUUCUCAUUUGAAAACUGAUUCUUCCCCGAAAUUAAUUCUUUGUUUGAUUAUUAUCGGUUAAAAUAAUGGCCACGUGUUAGAUUGAUUGAUUGAUCCCGGAGGUCUAUUUUAGGUGACCCGAAGAGCGACAGUCUUCUCAGGAAUUCUUAGGACGACGUUAAUCGUCAUCACAGGUUUUUACCAUGUCUGAUUUGCCUACAACUACUGAGGUGCUGGGGGAACACCUUUACUCUCUCAUUGAUCCACUGCAGCCACAAUACAGCGACAAAAUCACUGGAAUGUUAUUAGAACUUGGUAAUGAAGAGGUGAUCCAGUUACUACAAUAUCCAGAACUACUGAAGAAAAGAGUGUGGGCUGCCAUGGAAGUACUACAGAGGGAAGGAAAUAUUAAAAGCCAUGCGGAUAAAGAGUUAUUAGGUGAAAAGCUGUAUACCAAAGUGGACGCAAUUGAACCUGUGUACUGUGCCAAAAUAACAGGGAUGCUGUUAGAAAUGGAAGCUAUAUCAAUUCAUCAGCUAUUGCUGUCAGAAAAGGAUUUAGUUUUGGCCGUGAAUAAAGCCAAGAUUGCACUCCAACAGGAAAACAACAGUGAGACUGAGACUGAAAAUGAGAAGUUUGGUGAGGAACUUUACAGCAUUAUAGAACAGAAAUACCCUGAACAUGCUUCCAAGAUAACAGGAAUGAUGCUGGAACUCAAACACUGUGAUUUGGUGAAACUAAUGAACAACAGAAUACUUCUAGAAAGUAAAAUACAAGUAGCUUUAAAAGUAAUACAGUCUAAUGAAAAUGAUUGCAUGUGAAGAGUUUGCUCCAUCCAUCUAUCUUGCUUGAUUUGACAUCAACACAUGUGAAAAGUUUGCUCCAUCCAUCUAUCUUGCUUGAUUUGACAUCAACACAUGUGAAGAGAUUGCUCCAUCCAUCUAUCUUGCUUGAUUUGACAUCAACACAUGUGAAAAGUUUGCUCCAUCCAUCUAUCUUGCUUGAUUUGACAUCAACACAUGUGAAGGAUUUGCUUGAUUUGAAAUCAAUACAUGUGAAAAGUUUGCUCCAUCCAUCUAUCUUGCUUGAUUUGACAUCAACACAUGUGAAGAAGGAUUUGCUUGAUUUGAAAUCAAUACAUGUGAAAAGUUUGCUCCAUCCAUCUAUCUUGCUUGAUUUGACAUCAACACAUGUGAAGAAGGAUUUGCUUGAUUUGAAAUCAAUACAUGUGAAAAGUUUGCUUCAUCCAUCUAUCUUGCUUGAUUUGACUUCAAUACAUAUGUUAAAGUGUGGAUACCCCUUGUUGUUUUCCAGCAAUGUGGAGGUUGUGUUAAUGACAAAUCUGAUCACUGGUCGACUGCACGUCAACAUUACAAGCAGUGAUUAUUUACAUAUUACAGAGAAUACAUAGACUGGUAUUGAACUUAAUGUGUUAAUAUUAUAAAGUUUGAAAACAGUGUAUGAAUGUUAUAGUCAAGUCAAUACAUUAGAAAGACAAGUGUAUAUCAGAUCUUUGCAGGUGUCCUACAGCUUUAAUUUCGGUGUUUUUAACUUAUCUUAGUCAGUACAGACUUUUGACUGAUCACAAAUUUUAUUUUCAACUUGUUCAUUAGAACCUACGCAUAGUUCAAGCGCAGUCCCUCAAACUGGACUGUGGUUUAGGCUAUAUAGAAAACUAGUAAAUACGAGUACAUUCUCUUUUGAAAUGGCUCUUGAACACUGUAUGCUAUUGAAUCUUUUAAAAAUUAUCUGGAUUGUUAGAGAUAAUUAGCUCUUAUGGGUAAGUGGAGUGAUGACUUUCCUCAAAUAACAUGCGCAGGUUGCGGGAUCAACAUCGGUAUCAACCUGCAGCAAACAUUGAAACAUCUUUAGUUACCAUUCAGAGUAAUUAUGACAUGUUUGGUGUUUUACACAUGUUGUAUACGUAACAUGGGACCCGCUUUGAAGGAGUAGAAAAUUCACAAGAAUGGCAUGUAGCUAUUUCAAAACAUUUUACACUCGUAAAUCAAUGUUCAUUUUAAUACCUCAGCAUUUAUUUUUGAAAUAAUGUACAGCAAUGCAAAUAAAUACAUAUUCAUAAAA
Messenger RNA from Saccoglossus kowalevskii, 2099 nucleotides. RefSeq lists its product as uncharacterized. The record is from RefSeq and is a predicted model, not a curated record. Gene Ontology annotation, molecular function: RNA binding; ubiquitin-ubiquitin ligase activity. Gene Ontology annotation, cellular component: nucleus; cytoplasm. Lineage: Eukaryota; Metazoa; Hemichordata; Enteropneusta; Harrimaniidae. Gene Ontology annotation, biological process: protein polyubiquitination; positive regulation of canonical Wnt signaling pathway.